Paraglomus brasilianum is the source of this 1272-nucleotide messenger RNA. The record is from the annotation of a GenBank genome assembly. NCBI's taxonomy places the organism in Eukaryota, Fungi, Glomeromycota, Glomeromycetes, Paraglomerales, Paraglomeraceae.
AUGAACGAGAGCGGCACUACGAGUACUCUCAAAGACCACUUCCGUUCCUCCAAACGGGGGAGUGGAUACGUACGUGCAAUGAGCAAAAAGUCUGAGGUCACAUCUGUCAAGGAUCCGGAAUCACUGCAGCAAAAUACUAAAAAACGCAGGAACACUCGUCCAGAUUCCAGUCCCACAAAGAGUCAGAAUAAAAAACCUAAGCUCGAGACUGAUAAAGACAAAAAUGACGCCACAGCCAAGUCGUUUCAUCGUUCUGCCGAGUUCUUAAGAUUGCCUUCAAGUUAUGAAGUAUUAGAGAAAAUAUUCCAAUCUUUAGAAACUGUAAUGAUAUUUGUGAAGGCAAAAAAUGAGAUUUGUGUUUUCCAUAAAAUCAGAAAAAGUGUUGAAGGACUUUGUGGAAGGACAUUUGAUUUGACUCGGCUGGCGCAAAUAAUAUCAGUUUAUCCCGAAGCUUAUACGUACAAACCCAUCCGGCAUUUUCAUCAGGACAAAUCUGUACUCUCGUAUGUUAUCGACUUCAACACUACGUCUGAAUCUGCAUCAAAGGCCUCGUCAUCUGUGUUUACGGUCAACACGCAAGAGAGGAAGAAAGUCUUUCGGAAUCGAUUGGUUGAAUUGGUGAAGGAAUUUUUGAAGAGGCAAAACAUCAAAGAAGAGGCAAUUCGUCUAUGGCAUCCGAAAUUUGUUCUUAACAGCGUUCCGGAAAUUGUGCCCGCAAGGUUGCCGCAGAUUGAUAUUACGACCAAGAAUCUCACCAAUGCUACCAAACAAACUAGUUCAAUCAUCGCCAAACAUAGUAUUACACCUGUAAUAAAUAAGAGUACUCUUCCAUCCAUCCCUUCUAAACCAAGUGGAGACAUUAAAGCCAGAGAGAAGGCUAUAUUGGACCGAAUACGUGAAAAAGAGAGACAAGCAGCUCAGAGGAAGGAUGUGACAACUUCGCCUAUAGACAAAAAGAGGAGGUUGAUGCUGAGUCGUUUACCUGACAUGAUUUACACAAUAUCAUAUCCAUUUACAUCAUCUGAUAAAGAUGUAAUUGUGUUGCAUAAAGUAGCUGAAAUAGUCUCAGACAGCUACAGUAGAAAACUCAUUAUCUCCCAAGCUGAGGCUGAAGAUCACAUAAGAUUGGUCAGCACCUGUCUCCCUGACUGGUGUACAGUAUUUCCAGUACAAAACAGGGGCACUUUUGUGAAAAUAAAGAGAUCAAUCCCCAUGAAAGAAGUGAAAAGUAAAUUGGUAGAAUAUCUUAAGAAAGAAGGUGUUAACGUAUAG